GUGUGUGUGUGUGUGUGUGUGUGUGUGUGUGUGUGUGUGUGAGAGAGAUAUAGUAAAGGCAUGAAUGGAAGACGGGAUGGAGACCUGAGUCAGAACUGUUCUUCAGGAUGAUGAAUGUAAACGAAAGACUCAGUCGUGACCUUGGAAGUGAUGAUGAAGAUGAUGAGGGUGAAACAUUUUGGCCAGAUACUUUUUUUGGCCACGGUUUAGCUGUACCACGUGACCCGGCCUCACGUCACAGCCGGAUGAUUCGGCUUGUUUUGGCAAAACUUUUUUCCCUAGAAAGAGUCGAGACCUGGUAUUUCACGAAGUUGUCUUGACGCAAACGAGGAAACAAAAGCGUGCAGUCGUUUCACACGCACACGUGACAUGUCGCAUCGACAGGAAGCAGUUUACGAAUGCGGCCGAUUCAACAAACAUAGGAAAAGAUUUGCAUAUGAGAGUUUGACUUGCUACAACGUUGAAUGAAAAACUCUCUCAUCAUCUUCCUCAUUCCGGGCUUUGGUUGACAUUAAAACGACGGUGAACUUUUUUUUUCUUCUUUUCAUUUUGGACCACAGUCUUCAUGGAAGUCCAGUAGUUCCUGUGUGUUUGGUCUCAAGAAGGAGGAAGUUGGAGGAACUUCAGAAGGCGUAAACUGCAUGGAGCUCGGAUUAUAUACUUUUACACUGGAACUCUCAAGAUGACUAUGAUUAAUUUUUUUAUGUUUUUCUUCAAGUAAUUUUUUUAAUCCGUGAACUGUUUCAGCACAAAUUUCCAUUCAUUGACUUUAUUUGCGUAUGGAAAUAAACUUCACAUGGAUUAACUCCUCAAAGCGUUUACAUGCUAUUUAAUUCAGAUUCAAUUAAUCCUUCAGGUUUAUUCUAAUCAACAUUAAUUAAACACAAUGGCACUAUGCCGACGCAGGACUCGCUCCAAGCUUCUCCAGCUUCUCGCGUUCUUCAUUUGCGCUUCACUCCUCGGAUACUUCAUCCUGCACCGAAACCCCGAUGUGAGCCACGAGAAUCGGCGAGGACUUUCACCAGACCUAAUCCCAGAGGAGGACUACGAGUUCCUGCGCAGACCCGUGUACGAGAAGCCGGCGCUGGAUGUGCGUGCGCUGGGCGAGCUGGGCCAAGCCGUCCGCCUGGACCUGAGCGGCGAGGAGAAGCGCAAAGAAGAAGAAAGUCUGCAGAAGCACCAGAUCAACAUUUACGUCAGCGACAGGAUCUCUCUCCACCGCAGAUUGCCUGAGAAGUGGAAUCCACUAUGCAAAGACCUGAAGUAUGACUACCGCAGCUUGCCCUCGACAUCAGUAGUGAUCGCCUUCUACAACGAAGCCUGGUCUACGUUAUUGCGCACGGUGCACAGUGUUCUGGAAACCUCACCUGAUAUUCUACUGAAGGAGGUCAUCCUUGUGGAUGACUACAGUGACCGAGAACAUCUAAAGCAGCCUCUGGAGAACUACAUAGCUGACCUGCGGAAGGUACGUCUGAUCCGAGCGAGGAAGAGAGAAGGGCUAGUUAGGGCUCGUCUUCUGGGUUCUUCCAUAGCCACAGGUGAUGUGCUGACUUUCCUGGACUGUCACUGUGAGUGUCAUGAGGGCUGGUUAGAGCCUCUACUACACAGAAUAAAGGAGGAACCCACUGCCGUCAUCUGUCCAGUAAUAGAUGUGAUCGACUGGAACACAUUCCAGUAUCUGGGCAACUCGGGCGAGCCUCAGAUUGGUGGCUUUGACUGGCGACUUGUUUUCACGUGGCAUUCUGUGCCCGAAUACGAGCAGAACCGCAGACGCUCCCCUACGGAUGUCAUCAGAUCUCCGACCAUGGCUGGGGGUCUUUUUGCCGUCAGCAAGAAGUACUUUCAUUACCUGGGUACAUACGACACAGGGAUGGAGGUGUGGGGAGGAGAAAACCUAGAGUUCUCAUUCAGGAUCUGGCAGUGUGGAGGGAGUUUAGAGGUCCAUCCCUGUUCCCAUGUUGGCCAUGUCUUUCCUAAAAAGGCUCCCUAUUCUCGGAGCAAAGCUCUGGCCAACAGUGUGCGGGCCGCAGAAGUCUGGAUGGACAACUACAAGGAGCUGUACUACCACAGAAACCCCCACGCUCGCCUGGAGGCCUAUGGCGAUGUGACCGAGAGGAAGAAACUUAGAAUGCGUCUUGGCUGUAAGGACUUCAAAUGGUUCCUAGAGAACGUCUAUCCAGACAUCCAUGUCCCACAAGAUCAACCUGGCAUGUUUGGAAUGCUAAAGAAUCGAGGAAUGAUUAACUAUUGCUUCGACUACAAUCCUCCCAGUGACCAUAACGUGGCGGGCAACAGGAUCAUUUUGUAUCAGUGCCACGGGAUGGGCCAAAACCAGUUUUUCGAGUACUCUUCCGACAAUGAGAUCCGCUACAACACGAGAGAGCCCGCAGGCUGUGCCGUAGCCGAUCCCAUCUCCACCUUCCUCAGCAUCAAUCUGUGCCGAAAGCCCCAGCAAACUGUCCCUGAGGACCAGAAGUUUAUUCUCAGAGAGGAUGGAACCUUGUACCACGUCCAGACUCAGAAGUGUGUUGAGGCCGUGCAGAAGGUAGACAAUGACAGUCCCGGUCCUGCUCUGCGUCCGUGUACCAGUUCAGCCCACCAGCAGUGGUUCUUCCAGGAGAGGACAUAAAUUUAAUACAAAAGUCUUACAGCACUUUAUGUACAGCUCCAGCACUCGAACAGGAGUCAGACAGAUCUACAAGACUUUCUUCUGUAUCUUCAUCUUAAUCGAUUUUUGGAAUUGAACUUGAUUUUUAAUUUAUUUUCAAAAAAAAAAUCUUUUCAGCUGCUGCCGCUUUGGUGGAUUUGGAUCGAUUUCAGUAGACAUUUGCAUUUAUGGCAUUUAUUGGACGCCCUUAUACAGAGUGACCUACAUUUUCUUCUCAUUCAUAAAACUAAGCAGCUAUGUGUUUACGGGCUUUGCUCAGGGGCCCGGGUGUGGCUGGGAUUUAAACUCAUGAUCCCUGGAGUUCACUGCCUCAUCCAGCUUGUUUUUUUUUAUCUCUCAUUUUGGAUGAGAUCUGAAUUUGAAUCAGUGAUUAUUUUUUUUAUUUGGUGCAAUUAAUCUUAUUUUUCACUAAACCAAAUUCUCUCUGAUUCACAUGCAAUAUGUUCAACACAGAGCCUGGGACAAUUCAAGCUUUCAGAGUAAUCAGCUGAUCCACUGCCCCACGGCUCCACGGUCGCCGGUUUGAUCCUGAACUUAUUUCUUUGCUGUAUUCAUGUGGGUUUCCUUUGGGUUUUUCAGUUUCCUUACACCUCCUAAAAUCCAGCUGUCGGAUUCGCUAUGCAAAAUUAUAAUUCAGUGUGCAAAUGUGCUUGUAUGGGUUUUUUUUUUUUUUUUUUUUUAUUAAUUUUUUUAUGCCAUUUGGCAGACGCUCUUAUCCAGAGCGACAUACAGUCUCAAAUCUGUUAUACAGUACAGCUAAGCAAUUGAGGGUUAAGGGCCUUGCUUGAGGGUCCAUCAUUGUCAAGCUUGGUUGUUCUGGGAUUUGAACUCACGAUUCAAACCUUAACAUGAUCCAAUAAACUGGUGUCUUGCCCAGGGUUUCUGAGCUCGGCUUGCGCUUGUUUCUAACAUACUGGACGUUGUGGCAUUUCUACCUGUUUAGCUUUAAAUCUGAAUACAGAUAUAAAUAUUUGCAGAUAAUGACCUUGUUAUAUGAUCCUAUACCAGAUCUAUGACCCUGGAAACAAAAUAGGAUCACUCCUGGCUACUCAAUGUUUAGUGACGUUACUGUAGACAGUGUCGAAAAGUCACAUUGGAGGCCAAUUCAUCACAUCGUCUGGCUGCAGUGGUGGUUACAUCACCGCUGCACUGCACAUUACCAACCACUUGAUGGUGCCAAAUCCUCCAUGUUCUCUCGAUUACUAAUGGACGCUGGCUUAAUUAAACACCUCAGAUUUCUGUAGUUCAGAUCGAGGGCUUUAGGACAGGGGUCGGUCCAGCUUUUCCACAAAGGGCAAAGAUUGUGGACAAGAUUGGACACACCUGCUUUAGGAGGACACUGUGAACGUGGUUGAAGUAAUGAAGGAACAUGGUAAUCCAAGUGCACUGUAUACACAUUUGGAUGGAUUAAUACAGAUUAACACAAUGAUAUUUGGUGUGGGAGUGUAUAGAUAGAAACCUGUGUUUAGGCUCCUGUGCAAAACAAUCAGAUAUGCGUUAAUAAAUGAGCAAUAAGAGUCAGCGAUCUUAUACCUUCAAAAACCCUUUUCUUUUAUUUUUGUUCUCUUUUAUACAUUACUUCCCCAUUUAUUAAACUAGUUAUGAAGAGAUUUUAAUUGGUCUGAGAUGUAAAAAGUCUCAGCAUGUGCAUAAUGUGCAUUAAAUUGCUAAGGUAUACACAUUAUGUGUAAAUAUAUUCAGGAAGUGUUUGUUUAUUCAGCCCAGCCAGUGACCUUUGAGAUACUCCACAGAUGUCCAUAAAACGUCCACGGAUAAACAGGUGGUUGUUAGACCGUUUAGCUGUGGAUUUACACCGGAGCUCCGAGAGACCUUGUGCCAUUGAUCAAAUCUCAAAUCCUUAUAUACGGAUGAACAGAUGUUUGAGAAGAAAUCCAGUCUUCUGGACAGCUGCGUCCCAAAAAAAAAAAAAUAAUGAAUUGUAUUAUUUUAACAUGUUCAAAGUGUCUCAUGCUGAAGUAGCUGUUGAAGUAGUUCUAAACAAAUAUAGCAGAUUUUUUUAUUCGCUUUUGAUAUUGAUUUCAUUACAUAAUGGGGAAGCAUGAGGAAGAGAAAAGCCGUGGCAUCAUCAUUCAGGUUUCUAACAUUUUCUUGAUUUUAACCUUUCAAUGGAGUUUGGAUUUGGGAUGGUAAAAAUUGUUUUUCUUGUUUGUUUUUUUUGUAUCCUCUAUGUCGGUUCAUCAUUAUGUUGGUCUACAUGAAGGAGAACAUGUUCUGUCUAUCAGGGCUUUUUUAACAUGAAAAAGAAAUUAUUUGAAAAUAAAAAAAUCCUCUGGAAAUUCUGAA
Messenger RNA from Silurus meridionalis, 4972 nucleotides. RefSeq names its product UDP-N-acetyl-alpha-D-galactosamine:polypeptide N-acetylgalactosaminyltransferase 12 (gene galnt12). The record is from RefSeq and is a predicted model, not a curated record. Gene Ontology annotation, cellular component: Golgi apparatus. Bases 887 to 2629 code for a protein of 580 amino acids. The transcript is spliced from 10 exons. Lineage: Eukaryota; Metazoa; Chordata; Actinopteri; Siluriformes; Siluridae.